CAGCUGACAGUUGGCCAACAGCCCACCUGCCUGGCACUCUCAGAAGGCAGAGCCUACACUCUGGUAACACUUGACCUCCCUGGGUCUGAAUGCCAGCCAAGGGCCACCUGAAGAUGGCUUUGGUUUAGUCCCCGCCUUGCCCCCUCCUCUCCUGCUGGCCUGGCAGAUCCAGAAGCAUGGCAGGGAAUUAACAGCUGGCUGUCUUGAGUUUCAGAGUUGGCUUCUUACAGUGACAGCCACAGCCCUGGCAGCAUGCAACCCCAGGAAAGCAGCGUCCACUACAGUAGGUGGGAUGAUGGCAGCAGGGAUGAAGUCAGCAUGACAGCGGCGUCCAGCAUCGAGGAGACUUCCUGGAGGAGGAUCUGCAGAAAACUGUGCACGGGCAAGCUGGGCAUCGCCAUGAAGGUGCUGGGUGGAGUGGCCCUCUUCUGGGCCAUCUUCAUUCUGGGCUAUGUCACCGGCUACUACGUGCACAAGUGCAAAUAAACGCUGCCCGACUCACACAUUUGUGACUAACCACAUGC
Castor canadensis (American beaver) is the source of this 524-nucleotide messenger RNA. RefSeq names its product small integral membrane protein 1 (Vel blood group) (gene Smim1). The record is from RefSeq and is a predicted model, not a curated record. NCBI's taxonomy places the organism in Eukaryota, Metazoa, Chordata, Mammalia, Rodentia, Castoridae.